Guyanagaster necrorhizus is the source of this 810-nucleotide messenger RNA. RefSeq lists its product as uncharacterized. Gene Ontology annotation, cellular component: membrane. The transcript has a single exon. Gene Ontology annotation, biological process: transmembrane transport. The record is from RefSeq and is a predicted model, not a curated record. The coding region runs from base 55 to 312 and encodes 85 amino acids. NCBI's taxonomy places the organism in Eukaryota, Fungi, Basidiomycota, Agaricomycetes, Agaricales, Physalacriaceae. Gene Ontology annotation, molecular function: ATPase-coupled transmembrane transporter activity.
UUCCGCGCCAUGCUAGCCUUCAAAUGAGAAGACCGCUCAGUAUCUUCCCAGGCAAUGCGAAUCCGUCUCUUGGUUCGAGGACAGUUGCUUUACAAUGGUUCUCCUUCCCUUUCAAGUGUCUACGUCGCUCAAACCGACGUCUUCCUUCCCACAUUAACUGUUCGCGAGACGCUUAUGUAUGUCACGGACCUCCGUCUGCCCGAUUCGAUCAGCCACGAGAAACGUCGUAAUCUUGUCGAGGAGAUCAUCCUCAAGAUCGGACUGAAGGAAUGUGCAGAUGCAUCAGCCGGGGAUGGGAACGGAGACGCCUGAGUCUCGGAGUCCAGCUCCUCGGUCUCGAUGCAAGAAAGUGCGUAUCGGCUUAGAGUCCUGCGAAGAAAGGACGGACGAUCAUCAUGACGCUUCAUCAAUCUCGGUCGGAGAUUUUCCUCCCCAGCUCGACGCGGUGAUAUUGCUCGCCCAAGGAUAUGUGUUGUAUUCAGGUCCUGUCGCAGAUGCCGUGCCAUGGUUCGAACGGAGACUGUCGCCACCUGAGCUUCAUGUUAACCCUGCUGAUUAUUUGAUCAGUAUCGCCGCUAUCGACACCCGAACGAGGGAAGCCGAAAGCGUUGGUAGGGCUCGCGUGAAUAUGCUCGUUGCAGCGUGGAAGGAAGAGUCGGUGAUGCGCUUUCGGCAUACGAAACCUACAGUUCAUCCUGGUACCGGGGGAUUCCUAUCCCCCGGUAUUCACCCACGACCAUCCCAAAGUACCGUUCACUCGAGUCGUACUUACUCUCGUCUCAAGGGCAUCGAAAUCAAAUAUCAUGACCU